Messenger RNA from Daktulosphaira vitifoliae (grape phylloxera), 1245 nucleotides. RefSeq lists its product as uncharacterized. Bases 1 to 1245 code for a protein of 414 amino acids. Gene Ontology annotation, molecular function: L-malate dehydrogenase (NAD+) activity. NCBI's taxonomy places the organism in Eukaryota, Metazoa, Arthropoda, Insecta, Hemiptera, Phylloxeridae. Gene Ontology annotation, biological process: tricarboxylic acid cycle; malate metabolic process; oxaloacetate metabolic process. The transcript is spliced from 7 exons. The record is from RefSeq and is a predicted model, not a curated record.
AUGAAUAAGGAAAGCAAACCUCCAAAAAGGUUAGGUACUAGAACCGUUCAAAAUCAAUUACUUCGGAAUUCUUUAAAACGGUCCCCUACUAUGGCCGAGUCUAAUCCUGAUGAAGAACCAAAGAAAAUGUCUUUAACUUUGGAAAAUUUGUUAAAAAUAGUAAUUUUAGGAGACUACAAAGUAUUUAACAUUGAAUUGGUAUUUAACUUACUACAACGAAAGGUUUUUGCAAAUCUCAAAUUAAAUGUUUACAUUGUAACUUCGGAUGUAAGCGAAGUAACUGAAUUGAUAAUUUGUAUAGAGAGAAGUGCUUUUUGUAAUUUAAAUGAAUUUAUUGCAACAAACAAUGUACAGGAGGCAUUCCUAAACGCCGAUUUUCUAAUUAUGAUGUCAGAUUUAAGUAUACAAAAUGUUACACAGGAUAUGCGAAGCUUGAAAUAUAUUAUUAAAAAGGCACAAAUUUUUGACCAAUUAGCAAACGUAAAUGCUCGUGUAUUAAUGAUGGGUCCUCAUUGCUGUACUUGGUUACAGAUAUUUGCAGAAGUAACUUCAAAUCUAUCUAAGGAAAAUUUGUCCGGACUCUCUAGACAUUAUGUAACCAAAGCUGUUACGCUUAUUACACAAAAACUCAAUUGUAACACUCAAGAUAUAACUGGUGUGUACAUUUGGGGCCCACAUUAUUUGGAUCUUGUGCAUGCAGAAAAGGUCUCUAAGUUUAGUUCAAAUCAAGAUGUUUAUGAUUUAUUACCUGUAGAUUGGUUUGAUAAUUGUCUAAUUGAAGAAGUCCUUCAACCUAAAACUGGACGACACGCUCUCAUAUCAGCAGUAUGUCAUCAUUUACAUGAUUGGUUAUGGGGCUCUGGUAACAAAAUUGUUAGUAUGAUAACUAUAGUACAAAAACCGGGUGAUGUAGCAGAUGGCAUAUAUUCAUCAUAUCCAGUAGUAAUCGAUGAAAACAGAAACAUAACUGUUUUAAAUUUUUCAGUAUCUAGGCAAAAAGUAUAUGACGCACUUCAUUGGUUUGUUGCUAUCAAUUCUCUUUAUAAAGACGUCACAAUCGAUCAAAACGGCGUAAUAAGUGAUGAUGAUAUCAUAAGACUAGAAGAAGUUGCUAAAGAGACUAGUGAAGAACUUAUCGAGGGAACUAGUGCUUACAUGAGCAUCAGCGAUUUUGCGAGAAUUGUACGUGCUUCAUGGCAUCAAAGAUACGAUGCCCUAUUCACAUCAGGAUAUGCAGGCGUAUAA